Molecule: messenger RNA, 628 nt
Organism: Drosophila innubila
Lineage: Eukaryota; Metazoa; Arthropoda; Insecta; Diptera; Drosophilidae
Gene: Grx5
Product: glutaredoxin-related protein 5, mitochondrial
Exons: 2
Coding region: 87-581 (164 amino acids)
Source: RefSeq, a predicted model, not a curated record
UCGAAACACAACUCUAUAACACAUUACAAAACAAUAAUAUUGUGUUGACAAUUUCUUGAGACAAAAAAGUAAAUAUAUAAGAAAAUAUGAAUAGAAUUUUCCAAAUUUUAUUGCGCCCAAGUGUGACCGGCAACAUGGCGACUGCAGCGCGCGUUAACUCAUUGGUGGCGUGUGUUAACCCACGUUGGUACAGCGCGGACGCAGCUGCUCCGCCGGCAGCAUUGGACAAACCCACAUUGGACAAGCUGGUGCGCACCAACAAAGUGGUCGUAUUCAUGAAGGGCAAUCCUCAAGCUCCACGCUGCGGUUUCAGCAACGCCGUCGUCCAAAUAAUGCGCAUGCAUGGCGUCCAAUACGAUGCACACGAUGUCCUACAGAACGAGGCACUGCGGCAAGGCAUUAAGGAGUACACUGACUGGCCAACAAUUCCGCAAGUGUUCAUCAAUGGUGAAUUCGUGGGCGGCUGUGACAUCAUGAUGCAGAUGCACCAAAGUGGUGACCUCAUCGAGGAGCUCAAAAAGGUGGGAAUCGUUUCGGAGCUGCUCAAGGCGGAGGAGACCAAAGACGAUGCCAACAAAUAAAAGCAAUAGACGAAGAAUGAAUGCGAUAAAUUAAUUGUUAAACGCAA